AAUUAAUAAUAAUUAAUACAACUUCUAAAAUAUUUCCCAUUCUAUCAUGAAUUUAUUAUUGUUCAUAGUUUUACUUAACGUAUCAUUAAUUAAAGCCAAUAUUUAUUAUGAUUUAAGUAACGAAGACUAUAGUGAUGUACAAAAUUCACGUAAUUUUACGGGAAAAGUAGUGUUGACUACCGGUUCCAGUUCUGGCAUAGGGGAGGGUAUUGUCAAACUAUUCUCUGUAUUGGGUGCCAGUGUUGUGGUCACCGGUAGGAAUGCCACUGAAAUUACAAGAGUUGCCGAAGAAUGUCAAGAAUUGUCACCAAAUAAACUAAAGCCAUUGGAAGUGGUGGCGGAUGUGACCAAAAGUGAUGACUUGAAUAGACUAUUGAGUGAAACCAUCAAAACAUUUGGCAAAUUGGAUGUAUUGGUGAACAACGCCGGUAUCGGACCGACAGCUGGUGUCAGAGAUAAGGCUUUUAUGAAAGUCUUCGAUCAGACCAUUCAAGUGAAUCUCAGGGCUUAUGUGGAGUUAUGCUAUCUGUCUGUCCCUUAUUUGGAUGAAACCAACGGCACUAUCAUUAGUAUAUCGAGUAUCGCGUCAACACAUCCCUACAUCGCAAACAUGGCGUACGAAGUGUCCAAAACGGGUGUAGAUAUGAUGACUAAGGCAUUGGCACUGGAAUUGGGGCCAAGGAUUAGAAUCAAUACUAUUAAUCCAGGAAUGGUUGAGACGAACAUAACGGGAUCGUUGCCUCCGGUUAUUGUCGACGCUCUCCGUAAGGAACUCAUCGCCAGAACACCGCUCAAGAGGAUCGGUCAGCCCCUGGAUGUGGCCAAAGGUGUCGUGUUUUUGGCCUCAAGUGACGCUCAAUUCAUAACAGCCGCCAAUCUAUUCAUAGACGGAGGUCUAGUCUAUAAUACACCAGGGUACUAGUUGGCAUACAAGUUAAAUCUGAUGC
Oppiella nova is the source of this 947-nucleotide messenger RNA. NCBI's taxonomy places the organism in Eukaryota, Metazoa, Arthropoda, Arachnida, Sarcoptiformes, Oppiidae. The record is from the annotation of a GenBank genome assembly.